CCUGGUACAAAGCGAUUACUGGGGCCAAGCGACAGGAACUACUGGGCCUCAUGCAUGCAGCAAAGAUUGGCGGCCACAUGGAGACCAGGACUCUGGGCCCCUCACAAAGACCGCAUAGCAGAAGCCUUUGAUCACUUCUGGGCACAAUUAUGGGCUAAACUGGCUGAACGGGCACAGACACCAGCAGCCACAGAU
Molecule: messenger RNA, 195 nt
Organism: Pelobates cultripes (western spadefoot toad)
Lineage: Eukaryota; Metazoa; Chordata; Amphibia; Anura; Pelobatidae
Source: the annotation of a GenBank genome assembly